AGUGAAUCGAUAUAUCACGAGCAUAAGGAUCGAUCCGCGCUCCGGAGCACGGAACUCGCUCAAUCAAGCCCGAGCGCGGUUCAAGAGUUGUGGUGGCGGCGGUGGCGGUGUGAGAGCCUCAGGAAAGAGACCCGGCCAAGGGGGAUCGCAGGGGCACGAGGGCUACUCGGGGAGACACCGCAGAGUAUGCCGCCCGGCAGGCGCCGUGAGACGUGACAGACAGCAACCAUGUCAGGCUGGACUGGUGGUGAGGAAGAGCUCAUAAUGAGCCUGUCCGCUGUGCUCCGGGACACUGGUGAUUCGGUGCUGAAUGGACACAGACAGCUCGUGCUGAGCACCACCCGAUUGCAGAACCUCAACUGCCUCCUCCAGCAGCUGCUGCAUCCACGCCCACUCCGUAUGCACGGCUUCCUGGCACUGCCUGUGCUGCCGACGGCAAGCUCGCCGCAUGUCCUGGAGCUGCAGUUCCUCUUUGAUGUCUUCCAGAAGGUGCCCAGAUUCAAGCUGGUCCACAAGCAGGGUGAUGCAAUACAGACGGGCAUCAACAUCUUCGCCUUCAAGUUGCUGAAGUCUCUGGAGCUCAAAGGCGUCCCCGUGCACUGCCUGGAGGGGCUACAGGGUAUUCACACGCAGCUGGAGAGCCUCACCUGCUGGAAGUGCGUCGACACGAUGGAGGAGGUGCUGUCGCAGUGUGGGGGAGACCUCGCUACGGCCUUCCCAUGGCCCGAACUUCACACUCUCAAUUUCAGCCACAACUUCAUCUCAUGUCUCGACGACUCGCUGAACUGGCUCCCAGUGCUGCGCUGUUUGGAUCUGAGUCACAACAAAUUACAGGACGCCGGCCUCUACCUCAAGUCGCUGACUGAGCUGGAGUCACUGAACAUCAGCUACAACUUCUUGCAGAGCUUUCCUGCACUCAGCCCGUCGUGCCGCAGCCGCCUCACCGUGCUGCUGCUAAGCAACAACGAGCUCGACUCCAUCGACGGUGUGCAGAUGCUGGAGACCUUGCAGACAUUGGACGUGUCCUACAACCUGCUGAUGGAGCACUCGCAGCUUUCCCCACUCUCACAGCUACCGCACCUUCAGAAGCUGUAUGUACAAGGGAACCCGCUGUUCUUCCGCAAGGGCCACCGUGUAGAGACAGUGAGACACCUGUCUCCAAAGUCGGCCACCUUGCCACUAAUACUGGAUGGGAAGCCACUAACAAAGUCUGAGUUAAAGAAUCUGCCGACGGUGCGGCCCGCACGUACUGUGCGGCCCUCCUUCAGCGGCGCAUCGUUGGGGCCACGGAACGGAAGAGAACAAGGCUCGUCAGAUAACACGGCCAGCGAGCUGGAGGAGAGUUACCGGCGGGAGCGGCGCAGGAUCGACUCGAAGCGGAGGAUCGCACGCGAGGCGAACAUCUCGGAGCCGAGCGCGUCGGACGCAGAAUUCGACGCGCACAGCUUCACCAGCACGCCAUCACAAGGCUUGCUGCACAAGGAGGAGAUUGAGCAGAUGGAGGACUUCCGCAAGCGCCUAGGCUCCGACUGGCUGCGCUACAAGCACCACCUGGAGCAUGCAACCGAUUCUGGUGGCGACAGCGAAGGGCUUAACACUCAGCGGCAGCAACAGGGGCAGCAGCAGGAGCCUGACGCAUCAGUGGCUGAUGGCAUUCCCUCCCAGCAGACACCCGUCGCUGAAGACUUGGAGAGCAGCAUCAGCAUAUUUGCCGGGUACUGCAGUGCGGAUGAAGUCACGGAAACGGACGGAGCCGGGGAGGAGGAGGUUUUCGUCACGGGAAGGCAGGCGAGCGAUGAGAUUGACGGUACCACCACGGCUGGCACUACCACCACUGCUUCCCGUUUGGACUCGACGUCCUCCCGCGGCACCCUAAAGCAGGAGAAGAUCUCCUGGCGACUCGGGAUGGACGAGGAUGAGGAAAAGGGGGAGAAGGAGGGGAAGGAGGAGGAAGAGGAGAGGGAAGAUGUUUUUGACGAGGAUGAGAAAUACGGAGAGACCCUGAGCGCGCCGUGCCUGGCAAGCGUGUGCACGGACGCGGAGGAGCGCACCGUGUUUGUGACGGUGCGGCGCGUGGCACUCGUGGAGCAGGAGACGAGCCGUGCAAAGACCACCGCCACAUUCGAGCUCGCCUCGCUGCUCUCGGCAAAGGCCACGGCACGGCCCUACUGCCGGCAGGGGGUGGAAGAGUUGGUUCCAGCCCUAGAGCUGCACUUCAGCUACAUCUGGGCCGACCGGAAGCAACGCACGUACCUCAUCCUAGAGGAGGACCCGAAGCUCGUCCUGCAGACCCUGCUGUCCGUGCUGGCACCCGUGGCUCAGGAAAACCAGCGUGCCCUCCGCCAGAAGGAUUCCGCCUUCCAGUGCCUCAAGUGCAGCCAGUCGUUCACUGGGCCCACCCGGAACAUGCCACCGCCCCCCGGGGCCCUCGCUCGCCAUGCCUCCUUUGGCCGCACAGCCUUCGACAGAGGAAACGAGGAGGAGGAACGCGAGGGGUCCCUGCUGGCGUGCCCGUCGUGUUCCAGCGAUCUGGUCGUGCUCGUGUCCGACACCGAUGGAACGGAUGGCAUGCCUCGCCGUUCCAGCACACCGCUCGCGUCCUCGCAUGGCUCCAGUGGCGUCUGGGCCGGCUUAGCCGGCGCCGACGUGUACCGCACCGUCUACGUGGAUAACGGCACGCCAUGCAACGCCUUGGACAGCGGUGUCGUUAUUAAUGGUGUCCCACCGAGCCCCACGGUGGCGGGGGGAAGCGACAGCGGCCGGGUACGCGCAGAAUCGUUCUCGCUCUACCGGACGGCUAACGAGUUCCUGUCUGGCUUGAGCUCCGGCGUUUCGAAGACUGAGACAGACGGGGCUUUGAGCAGCUGCGGUAGCAGCAGGCGCAGCAGCAGCGCUGGCGGCGGUGGUGGAGUAGGAGAGAACCCCUUCUACGAAUGCGGAGACAGCCCUGUGCAUGGCGCCAUGCGAAGGUCGUCACUAGAUUCGCACGGCUCUGGGAGUCCUGGGUCCGACGGCUUCUCGGCGAUUGACCACCGACUCAAGCUGCACCUGGAGCUGAAUGUCUUCGAGGACGAGGAGUUCCGCCUGCUCAUUGUGGCGCCAGCGGUGGUGUGGGAUCGUCCAGAAGAGAUUCCCUCCUUCCUCGUCAUAUCGAACCUCAGCCUUUAUGUGCUGGAGCUCAAGGGCGACACCAGUGUGGAGGAUCCUUCGCAGUGGCUGCACGUGCUGGCGACGCGCCGCCUCUCGCAGAUGCAGAGGUUGGAGGUCGGGCUCGGGGCCCAGAGCUUCCGGAUUGAGUUCGACUCGCCCAGAACGGCCAAGACGACGGAACAGCCGGGAGGACCGUCGCCAUCUCCGCCUGAGCCGCCUGGGAUCACCGUGAUGGUGCGCGAUCCAAAGAAAUGCGAGGCGUUCGUGGGACUCCUGAAUGAAAGAAUGGCCGAGGUGCCCUCGUGGCGGGACGGCGGUCUGCCCCGCGCCAUCGCCCGUGCCUCGCUCUCCAGCCAGCACAGCCUCAGGCGGAUCAUGUCCCAGUGGGAGGCGGGCGCAGACGUGCUUCUGGGAGACCAGGCGCCGAGCGGAGGCGUCUACCUGCUGGCGUUUGUCCUACGAGAGGAGCGCGGCACCCCCAAGCCGGCAACUUUGGUGACGACGCGGGACAACCUCUACCUUCUGCAGGAGGACCACCGGCGGGGCAGCACCUGCGAGGCAGAGGAGGGAGGGGGGGCAGGCAGCAGCGCUGACGGCGUCACACGGGACAGGUUCUCCCUGCUGGAGCAGCAGCCGCUGGAGAACCUGGCCAGCGUGCGUCUCUACCGCGCCGCGCCCUGCCACCUGGCGUUGCUCUUCCACGACGAGGACACGCGCGAGGAUCGUGUGUGGCAUCUGCGAGUGGGGGCUGCGGUUUUGGCCGAGGGCUUGCUGAGUGCGCUGCGCAAGCCCUGGGCCCAGCUCUUCUCUGUCGAGCUGCACGUCGUGCAGUGUGAUGACCCACCCGCCAUCACCGUCGGUGCAUCCCCGUGAUGGGGCGCAUGAGCCCAUGCCUCCAAUCAUCGACACCACCAGUACUACUGGCGCCACAGCCAUACAGCCACGGCGCUGUGGGUACACCCAUAGCCACCGUCGCCGCCGCCGCCACCACCAACGCCACUACCACGUUCACCUCUGCUUCGCCGUGGUGCGUCCAGUGCCUGCCGCUGCCAUCAACGUUGCCCAAAAACUGCAUCAGAAAAAUCGACGAGACUGAAGUCUGCGAUUGUUGGAAAUCUGAGCAAGAUCCUGCUCUUAGCGAAGCGGUGGAGCGAGCAGUCGGUUGGAAUUUGCACAAGGAGAGUGACCUUGAAUGAAGGACAUCCACAGUUUGAAGAUCUUUACUUCAGGACAUCCACAGUUUGAAGAUCUUCACUUUUGUCGUUAACGACCACUGGAAUCGUCUAUGGCUUCAUGGUCUAGGCCAGCGGGAAUUUUUAGGAUUUUUUUUCUGAAAGCAGAAUCUAGCGUUUUUUUUGGCAAGUUUGCUCGUUUGCUGGUGUGGCAAGUCUUAAGUAAAAAAUACAAAGGUACAUUCACUAAACUGAAACACAAGGCCUUUUAUUAAAAUAGUGUUGAACUUCCGUGCGUUCCCAUUGGCACCAGUUAUGCUCACAAGCGAUGGAUUUCAGUGUUGCUUCAGAUAAUGCGUCCAUGUUUAGCACUACCAUUCACUUGUCGAGUGCGCACAGAAAACAAUUAAACAAAACUGCUGACACUACAACACUGAUGCUGCUACGUAUGGGCACGGUAUCGCACAUGUGCACAAUGACUGUUACGUUGAUUUUAGUGCACGAUUCUCAACGAAUUUCUGCUUUUCUUUAAGUGACUCAUUUAAGAGAAUGUCACCACAGCUACUCGACCAUAGGCCCUCCAUUUGCACCCACACCAAUGUUGCUUUCCUGUGAUUCAGCCCACACGACUCUGCUGAAUUAUCGUUUUGUAUAUUCGAUUCUGUUAUUUUAUUUUAGUCGGGGAUUGGGAAUGCUGUGCAUCAUCCAGAUUAGAAGCCACACAAGGUCCCGGGCAAGAGAGAGAGGGAGACCUUGCGUCAAGCAUAUGUGGCGUCAAUGACAGUGGCGCCUAAACUUGUGCAACAUAUAAAUCCAGCGCAAGAGCCGUGGCGAUUUGGUCGCAUAGCCAAACGGCAUGGUAGUUUGCUCUGUUGGCAAAUGCGCAACCGCGGUUUGAAAAGGUGGCGGUUGUCGCACAAACUCAGGGAUGCAGCCGCUUUGAGUCGGGGUUUGGCGAGACGCACAAAUAUGACGUGAUUUAAAGCUUUCGUGACUGCAGGGAUUCAUAUUCUUGGUUCUUUCGGUAAAGUCACGUAGAAGGGAAACAAAAUAAUAAAACAAUAAAAUUCUCACCACGUUUCGACUGCAACACAAGCAAUCAUCAUCAGGUGUGAACACCACAGCAAGAAAAUUUUCUUGCUGUGGAAAGAACCGAGAAUAUAAAUAUGACAUUAAUUCAUUUAAAUCUCUGCAGUUUUUCCAAAUGCACUAAAUUGUAAAAAUUAAUAUGCACGCGCAUGCCAGGAAUAAAAUAAAAUAGAAAAAACAAAUCCAUGUGCUCCGACGCAUUAGCUUUAGCAUCAGGAAUGUAUGCGUUUUUUUAAGUUUUUUAUUUUAAGGGGUUUGUUUCACCGUCAUAUCUUGGCCAACAGUUACGAUCCAAUAAAGGACGCUGGCACAACUGGCAUCGGGUGGGUGGAACUCGGAGGCUGAGUGACCAAUCCAUUGCGAAACCCGUUGGACACCUCGAGUAUGGGCAGGAGCCCUCCUAGCAACAGCCACUCGAUCCCGUGGCCCUCACCAGCUCUUUCUUCAAGUUCAAGGCUUUUAGUUUCGGGAUCUGUUCAUCGGCUGCUGUUUGUGAAUACUGUGGAGGUGUUUUGCCAGUGGACCGACGCUGUGUUGCUGCCCACUUACCUUUUAAGUCGCAUUAUUGCAACUUAAAAGGUAAGUGAGGAGGGACGAGCAGCUUUCAGGGCAGAACUUGUCCUGAAAUAGCCACACGUAACCCCUGAUUUAGAUUCCGUUUGGCCGGAAUUGUGACAAGAAUGUUAAUUGCUGGCCAUGAGUGGCUUAAAAGGGCCCUUGGUUUGAGAGUCGCGUCAGUGCCAGACCAAACCCCAGGAUAGUUGCGAGCGAUUGCUGCCUGUGUCAAGUCUCGUCGUGUCUUGAGAGUUGAACAGACGUUAUUCCACAUCUCGCUCGGAUGUAUGAAGUUGGUGGAAUUCAAUGUACAUGACUUAAACCCUCUAAGGCUCAAAGCACCAAGCUAUAGCACCAUAGUAGGAUGGAGAAACAUAUGUUUUACAGUGAAUGCGACAUUUCUCUGCUCCACUCGAGGCCUGGCAAUCUUGUAUCUGUUCAUGAAAGGAUGUGUGUAUGUGAAUGUGUGCAUUAAUAAAGUCAUAACAUUUUGAUAGAA
This is a messenger RNA of Petromyzon marinus (sea lamprey), 6465 nucleotides long. It is a transcript of the gene STK11IP, whose product is annotated as serine/threonine kinase 11 interacting protein. The record is from RefSeq and is a predicted model, not a curated record. Gene Ontology annotation, biological process: intracellular protein localization. Gene Ontology annotation, molecular function: protein binding. Gene Ontology annotation, cellular component: cytoplasm. NCBI's taxonomy places the organism in Eukaryota, Metazoa, Chordata, Hyperoartia, Petromyzontiformes, Petromyzontidae.